Paramuricea clavata is the source of this 3993-nucleotide messenger RNA. The record is from the annotation of a GenBank genome assembly. Lineage: Eukaryota; Metazoa; Cnidaria; Anthozoa; Malacalcyonacea; Plexauridae.
AUGAAUCCAGGCCAGCAGCAAUCAGGUCAAAAUCCCGCACAGUAUAUGCAACAAUAUGCCGGGUAUAUGCCGACAGGCCAAGCAGGUUUUUACCCAGCUGCCUAUCCAGCUUACCCGACGUAUGGUGGGUAUCCAGCUAGUACUAUGGACGCACAGUACAUGGGGUAUUAUGGCAUGACUGCUGCACUGCCUACAGCUACUACAGUUGCCACUCCUCAAGUUGGUUCUGCCACUAACACCCAGGUAAAGUAUUUCUUAGAAAUUUUCGGCAUUGGGCUAUUCCAUUUAAGAGGGUCUGAAUGGGGUUAACUGACCACUAGCAUUUGCCUGAAUUUUUGACUGACCUCUGACAAAAUAUCCUGACUGACAACUGAGAAAUGACGAAAAAAUGAUGAGUCAGCAUUUUGCAGUAACUGACUACUGACAGCUUGCAAUAUAUCGCACUGACAACUGGCUUAAAUUUUAGCUAACAACUGACACCCAAAGACCCCCAUUAAGACCCUCGUUUAAUAUCUGUACCCCCUGUCAAGGAUACAAGUCUUUCAUAGUUGUAAACCUACCACACCCAUUUUCUAUUCUCGAUCGGUUUUGGUUUCCGACUCGAGACCUGGUUCUGAAAGGUGGGCCGAAAAUGUACGAUCCUACCCGGUACGGGUCUUGUAUUUCAAUUCAAGACUUAUACCGAGUCUUGAAAUAGGGGGAUUCAAGGUUUUUGAAUUUUGACGCCAUAAUGAAACACAAUAGUGCAAGGGGUGCAAACACAAUGGAAUUCCCUAUAGGUAAAUCUGCAGGGGGAGCAAACACCAUUGUGAAAACAGUAGAUUCAAGAUGGCAUCAGAAACCUUGAAUCCCCCUAUUGCUACAAAACUCGAGCUUCACAUCUCCUUUUUGACUAGAAAACGCUACACGUCUCUGAGUCGAGAAAGAGGCAACAGCUGUGUACCCUCGGAGAACCCGUCAAACUCUACCUUUAGGUAAGAGUAACUAUCAUUUGGUGCACAAGGACUGUUAAAAUUGCUUGGUGUACUCUGGGAAUUUAUACAAUAUCUGCUCUUUCGCUUGUGGGACGUAAAAUGAUAUAUUGUGCAUGCUUACCACAUUAAAGCGUAUCUAAUGCGCACGCUCAACCUUAUUUUAUGUCCCACAACCACAACCUGGAAAAGUGUGUGUAUAAGAUGUAAUUCUGCUCAAAGUUUAAUGAACUCUCCAUUGACAUGCUGCUUUUAGACAAAUGCAAUGACUGUUGUUCAAGUAUUGUUUAUUGUGUGUGUUUAGUAUACCUUGUAAAUUGUUUCUGUAUAACUAUUGGGGCUGCUGUAAUUGGCAAGAGCUGUUGUGGUUUUCCAGCCAAUGAAUGUAUAAGUAUGAUGGCAAAGUAAAUAAAUAAAUAAAACCUCUUGAGGACAAUAGCAAAUAGGUGUGAUAGGUAUACAGCUAUUUCAAUGGACCAUUUGCAUUAUAGACUAAAUUUUGAUCUAGACAAAUAUUUCGUCACAGCUUUGAAAGAGCAUCACAAAAUUAGUAAUAUUCCAAAGUUUCGUUGCGAAAUGUUGUAAAAUGCGGAUAAUAUAGCCAUGCGAAGUUUGCCGUUUUUCAGUCAUUUUGUAUUACGCACGGGAAAUUGACAGCCCAAUCGGGUGUUGGGGCAUCAAUUUCCGUUUGUAAUACAAAAUGACUGAAAAUUGCAAAUUUCGCAAGGCUAUAUUAUCCGCAUUUUACAACAUUUCGCAACGAAACUUUGGAAUAUUACUAAUUUUGUGAUGCUCUUUCAAGCUGUGAUGAAAUAUUUGUCUAGAUCAAAAUUUAGUCUAUAAUGCAAAUGUCCAUUAAGGUUGUCCCCCGAGCAAAGUGGAAAAGUCAAAUACAAGCGCGAAAGGCUGCUGGGAAUCGCAAAUAAAAGAAUGAAUUUAUUAGCGAUUCCCAGCAGCCUUUUGCACUCGUAUUUGACUUUUCCGCUUUGCUCGGGGGACAACCUUUAUUGAAAUAGCUGUAUAAACAAUCCUGGUAAGCCACAUAAGUACACAUACAACCAAACAAACAUGUAAUUCCUAUAAAGCUAAUAACCAUUAAUUAAUGUAUAUGAUAUUUUAAAACAAAAGUAGAAAGGAUGCCAAUAUUUCUAAGACUUGUAUGUAAGUGUAGAAUGAGCUUGACAGUAAAUUUAUUGUUAAGGUCAGUUAUGUGUGGUUAUUCUAGGAAGUUCUUCCUUGCUUUAAGACAAACCCUAAUUGAUAGACAGAUAUUUAUUUUCCCAGUAUACAGUUACAAUUUUGAUAAAAUAUAAAGAUACAGUUCACAUGGAAGGAAGACUAACAAGCCGGUCAGGGCUUUUCUAGUAGUCUACCCUAAAAACUUUAAAAAAACUAAUAUAACAAAGAAAAUAGAGUCUGAUGAUGUCAGGUUCUAGAUAUAUGAGGUAAACUAUUACAAAUUAAGCAUAUAAAGGUAAUUCCUAUUUACAGUUUUUUAUUUGUAUGUUAAUAUGAAGUGGUAACACUUAAGCCUGGAACAAAUGUGCAAAAAAGUUGAAUGACAGCCGACUGAAGCAUAUUGCUGCACAAAAUGUUAUUCUUUAAGCUAAAGUUGUAAAAAACUAUGAAAUUCUAGCCAAGUCUAUACUCAAUUGUUAGUGCAGGUUAUUUCUACCCAAUCAUGAAUAUGUAUGAUAUUUUUUUAGGGUACUGCAGGUCAACAAGACUUUCUAAAGCAAUAUGAAGAGUGGAAGAAACAGUAUGACCAGUGGCUUGAGAAAACCAAGAACCAUCCUGACCAACAGCAGUUUCAACAAUGGCAACAACAAAUGCAGCAAUGGGAACAAAACCUAACACAGGUUUUACCACAACAACCUGCAACAAACACACAACAACCUGUGACAAAAACACAGCAAACAGCAACAAACACACAGCAAACAGCACCACCGUUACCUCCACAACCUCCUCAACUAACUAAUCCAAAUCAAACUGGUGGUCAAUCAGGUUAUUCUGGUCAAACAGGUUAUUCUGGGCAAACAGGUCAGUCUGGGCAAACAGGUCAGUCUGGGCAAACAGGUCAGUCUGGGCAAACAAGUCAGUCUGGUCAAACAGGUCAGUCUGGUCGAUCAAGUUAUACUGGUCAAUCAAGUUAUACUGGUCAAUCAGGUUAUACUGGUCAAUCAGGUUAUACUGAUCAAUCAGGUUAUACUGGUCAAUCAGGUUAUACUGGUCAAACAGGUUAUUCUGGUCAAACAGGUUAUACUGGCCAAACAAGUUAUUCUGGUCAAACCGGUCAGUCUGGUCAAUCCAAUCAGUCUGGUCAAACCGGUCAGUUUGGUCAAGCUGGUUAUUCUGGUCAAACAGGUUAUUCUGGUCAAACCGGUCAGUCUAGUCAAACUGGUCAGUUUGGUCAAACCAGUCAGUCUGGUCAAGUUGGUUAUUCUGGUAAAACAGGUUAUUCUGAUCAAACCGGUCAGUCUAGUCAAACUGGUCAGUUUGGUCAAACCAGUCAGUCUGGUCAAGUUGGUUAUUCUGGUAAAACAGGUUAUUCUGAUCAAACCGGUCAGUCUAGUCAAACUGGUCAGUUUGGUCAAACCAGUCAGUCUGGUCAAGUUGGUUAUUCUGGUAAAACAGGUUAUUCUGAUCAAACCGGUCAGUCUAGUCAAACUGGUCAGUUUGGUCAAACCAGUCAGUCUGGUCAAGUUGGUUAUUCUGGUAAAACAGGUUAUUCUGAUCAAACCGGUCAGUCUAGUCAAACUGGUCAGUUUGGUCAAACCAGUCAGUCUGGUCAAGUUGGUUAUUCUGGUAAAACAGGUUAUUCUGAUCAAACCGGUCAGUCUAGUCAAACUGGUCAGUUUGGUCAAACCAGUCAGUCUGGUCAAGUUGGUUAUUCUGGUAAAACAGGUUAUUCUGAUCAAACCGGUCAGUCUAGUCAAACUGGUCAGUUUGGUCAAACCAGUCAGUCUGGUCAAGUUGGUUAUUCUGGUAAAACAGGUUAUUCUGAUCAAACCGGUCAGUCUAG